AUGUCCGGCCCGCCUCUGACAAUCCGAAAUGUCACCGCCAAUCCAAUCGAGCUGAAGGUCGUGGAGCGCUUCCAAAGUGCUAACAAUAGAGGAGGAGCUUCAAAUAUCACAAGAGUCCUCAGUGGGCUGAUGAAUAACUGCACGAGUCCGUCAUCAGCCCAGCUUGUUGCAAAAUCUGAAAGCUUCAGUACGCAAGACGUAUCGAUAACAAUUGGCCCGUUCGAGAGCAAGACGACGGACAUCCAGCCCAAUGCCGACGAGGUCCUGCGGUUGACGAUUGAGGCAGAUGGACAGAGGUAUAGGAUCGACACACCGAUUCUCUCCCAGCGGUCUACUAUUCUGUCGCCGCUGUCGCCCGAUCCGCGCCUCGAGUUCACAGGUGUUUACCUUCCAUCGGCGUCUCAUCUGGCGCUGUACUCGUCUGCCAAACUCGAGUCGUGGAUGAGCACGCUCAGGGACGAGACACCUCUCUCAGCGCUCAGCAUCCCAGGUACACACAACUCGCCCACCCACCAUGCAGCCCUCCCCUCAGUCCGCUGUCAGGCGGUGAGCGUCAAGGAACAGCUAGAGAACGGGGUGCGCUUCCUCGAUAUCAGAGUGCAGCCGCAAAACCCCGGUGAUCCCUCGAAAGAUGGCCUCAUCCUCGUGCAUAGUGCAUUCCCCGUAUCGUUGACUGGCAAUAAGUACUUCCGUGAUCUGCUCAAUGUAGUGCACUCCUUCCUCGACGCCCACCCCAGCGAAACAGUCAUCAUAUCACUCAAGCGCGAGGGCACAGGAAAUUCGACCGACCAGCAGCUCAGCAAGAUCCUGCAUACGCACUACGUCAGCAACGACGCCUCGCGCUGGUUCGCAGAGAACCGCAUUCCUACCCUUGCCGAAACGAGGAGAAAGGUAGUGUUAAUCCGGCGAUUCGCGAUUGACGACUCUCUGAAGGGGGAGCAGGGCGGCAGAGGCUGGGCUAUAGACGCAGAAAGCUGGCCUGACAACUGCGCCGAUGGGACUUGUACGAGCGGCGACUUGCGCAUACAGGAUUUCUACGAGGUUGGUCAGCAUGAGAACAUCACCAAGAAAAUAACGUAUUCGACGGAUCAGCUGGAGAGAGCUGCGCAGACCGUGUGCGCGUGGCCGGGAGAUGCGGAUGCUGCUGCCGUAGAGGCGGCAAGUCAGCCAUUCUUCAUGAACUUUCUAAGCGCGUCCAACUUCUUCAGACCGAAUUGCUGGCCUCACAGAAUUGCUGCGAAGGUGAAUCCUUCGGUUAUCGAGUACUUGUGCAAACACCACAACUUGACUGAAGUUAGCAAGACGGGGGAUGGGAGUACUGGUAUCGUUGUUUGUGACUGGGUCGGACAGAAUGGAGACUGGGAUCUCAUUCGCUGUAUUGUAGGUAUGAACGCCAAAUUUCACUUGAGAUAG
Drepanopeziza brunnea f. sp. 'multigermtubi' MB_m1 is the source of this 1413-nucleotide messenger RNA. RefSeq lists its product as uncharacterized. Lineage: Eukaryota; Fungi; Ascomycota; Leotiomycetes; Helotiales; Drepanopezizaceae. The record is from RefSeq and is a predicted model, not a curated record. Gene Ontology annotation, molecular function: phosphoric diester hydrolase activity. Gene Ontology annotation, biological process: lipid metabolic process.